Molecule: messenger RNA, 1570 nt
Organism: Hemibagrus wyckioides
Lineage: Eukaryota; Metazoa; Chordata; Actinopteri; Siluriformes; Bagridae
Product: olfactory receptor 52K1-like
Exons: 1
Coding region: 209-1147 (312 amino acids)
Biological process (GO): G protein-coupled receptor signaling pathway
Cellular component (GO): membrane
Molecular function (GO): olfactory receptor activity; G protein-coupled receptor activity
Source: RefSeq, a predicted model, not a curated record
AUGAUUAUACUAGAAGUGAUUUUGUGGGUUAUUCUUGGUUUUGUACUCUAUUAGACAUAAAAUCUAUGUACAAUGUUUAAAUCUAAUUUUAGCUACAAUAUUGUAACUGUACAUGAAGAUGAUACCGUAAUUAAAUUUUGUGCUAAAACCUAAAAAUAUCCAAACAACUGCAGAGUAGUAUUUUGUAUGAAUUUGAAAGUGGAACAGAAUGCAGGAUCUCUUUGUACAAAACAUUUCUUUAAAAAAUUUCAAACUGAAUUGUUUUCCUGAUUUGGAAGAAUGGAGACCUGUGCUAUUCAUUCCAUAUUUCCUGAUGUUUUUGCUGUCAGUUUGUGGAAACUCUAUUCUUGUGUAUCUAAUAAUAACACAGAGGGCUUUGCACUCUCCUAUGUUUGUACUAAUUGGUCUUAUGGCAGUUGUAGACUUGUGUUCACCAAUGCUAUUUGUACCACAUAUGUUGUUUAGCUUUUUAUUUGAAUGGAAUGGAAUUUCUUUGGUUGGUUGUCUGAUACAAAUGUUUUGCAUUCAUUAUUCAGAGACAUUACAGUUUACUUUAAUGUUGGCAAUGGCGCUGGAUCGUUACUUUGCUAUUUGCAGACCUCUUUUUUAUUACAAGUAUAUGAAAAUAUGUAACUUUUUAAAGUUCAUUGGCAUUCCGUUAAUCAGAAAUGGAAUCUUAAUUACCACAAUAGUUUGUCUGGCAGGAAGACUAUUUUACUGUGGAAGUAAUGUGAUAGACCAUUGUUUUUGUGAACAUAUGGCAUUGGUACAGUUGGCAUGUGGAGAUAUUUCUAUUAAUAACUUGGUAGGACUUUUGACAGCUUACCUCAUACCUGCCUUAGAUUUUGUUUUCAUUGCUGUGUCUUAUAUAAUAAUAUUCAUCACUGUUGUAAAUUCAGGUAAGGCCCACUUGAAGGCUCUUAAUACAUGUAUUACUCAUAUAAUUGUUAUCACUUUUACACUAUUUUUUGGCCUAAUUUCAUUUAUGUUAUAUAGAGUAAGAAAUGAUUUCUCUCCAAGCAGCCGUGUAUUUCUGAGCACAAUGUAUUUACUUUUUCCAAACUGUUUUAACCCAGUAAUUUAUGGACUGAGAGCAAAAGAAAUAAGGCAACAGUUUCUAAAAUUAUUAAAAUACAUGAAUUUAUGAAAUGGAUGAAUAAGUGUGGUUGGAAAGCAGGUACAGCAUGACUUUGAAAAAAUUUCAGUGACUGGGACACUUCUAUGGAGUAUGUGAAUGACUUUUUAUGUAAUGAAUUUUUAAAUUGUGUAUAUCUAUUAUCUAGCAGUAAAUCUAGCAGUAAAUGCACAAGCAUUUAUCUGAAUGAUAUACUAUGGAGGUCAGCCAACAGCUCAUCACCCAAACUGUGCAAGCUGUGCAUGGGCCUGUUAUGAUUUAAACUGAGAAAUAUUUGGGCAAGGGAGUAGAGCUAGAAGUGAUUUGUGUAUGCACAGCAUGAUGUAAACAAAAGAUAUGAAUUCCUAUCUUUGCCUUCUCAUUACAAUUCAAUGUCCACAUAUUCAAUGUCCACUUUUAUAAAAUGUCAUUUUGUGUCUUAAUAAAUCUCUAAAA